Molecule: messenger RNA, 769 nt
Organism: Olea europaea var. sylvestris
Lineage: Eukaryota; Viridiplantae; Streptophyta; Magnoliopsida; Lamiales; Oleaceae
Exons: 5
Coding region: 123-506 (127 amino acids)
Cellular component (GO): nucleus
Molecular function (GO): RNA binding
Source: RefSeq, a predicted model, not a curated record
GACCUCUAUAGAUGGUAGCCAAAUUGAAGGGAAAACAAGGAAAGAAAGAAACACACAUGAACAAAGAGAGAGAGUGUCUCUUCUGAUAGAUAUAGAAAGAAACUUGAGAAGGGAGAAAAAAAAUGACGACUGAAACAGCUCUAGUUAAUCAAGAAGCUGCCGAAAAUCUCAAGAAAAAUAGAAUUCAGGUGUCGAACACCAAGAAACCUCUCUUUUUCUAUGUCAACCUUGCCAAGAAGUACCUACAGCAACAUAUGGAGGUCGAGCUCUCAGCUUUAGGCAUGGCAAUCGCAACAGUUGUCACAAUAGCUGAGAUUCUGAAGAAUAAUGGAUUUGCAAUUGAGAAGAGUAUUUUGACAUCCACAAUUGGGACGAAAGACGAAAUUAAAAACCGUCAAGUUCAGAAAGCCAGGAUUGAAAUUGUGUUGGGGAAGACUGAAAAAUUCGAGUCACUGAUGAAUCCAAGCCCUGCAACAUCAAACGAGAAAGAAGAAAUCAAGCAGUAGUAUCAACAAAAUUGUCUGAUACUAACCCUCCAUUCUUGUUGUAUCUCAGUUUGAUAUUACUUUUCAAGUUAAACUACUUCUAUGUAUGAUUUUAAUUGAUUAGGUAUGCCAAGUUAAUAUCAAUGCAAUCCAAUAUAAUCUGGUGUUGUAGCUGCACACUCGUCUUUAUAGUUGUAACUCAUUCAAAGUUUCUUUGUAAUCUUGUUUCUUCUCAGGAUUGUUAAAUUAUAGAUGAAGGUUGUGAAAAUUUCUUUUUUUCUCAU